Molecule: messenger RNA, 2065 nt
Organism: Talaromyces stipitatus ATCC 10500
Lineage: Eukaryota; Fungi; Ascomycota; Eurotiomycetes; Eurotiales; Trichocomaceae
Product: Sas10/Utp3 family protein
Exons: 2
Coding region: 36-1952 (638 amino acids)
Biological process (GO): maturation of SSU-rRNA from tricistronic rRNA transcript (SSU-rRNA, 5.8S rRNA, LSU-rRNA)
Cellular component (GO): small-subunit processome; nucleolus
Source: RefSeq, a predicted model, not a curated record
ACCAUUAAAAGACUACUCAAACGACGACAAUCAAUAUGGCCGCCAAAAAGAGGAAAAACGACUCAUCAUCCGGGACGAGGUAUGGCAUUAAUGAAACUUUCGACAACUCCGAAGAUGAGUUCAUUGCCGGGCGAGAUCAAAUCCUGUUAGAGGACGGUCCCGAAGCGAAAAGAAGGCGCAAGUUACAAGAAGAGGAAGCCGACCUUCAACCCUCCGAUGAGGAGGUUCUCGGGUACGAUGACGAGGAGGAAGAAGAUGAGGAUGAUGAAUAUGAAAACGAUUACACGUCCAGAAAGCGAAAAGGUGGAUCGGAUUCCGGGUCAGACAUAGGUGUCAAUGAUGAGGAAGAAGAAGAAGAAGAAGGGCUCGAAGCCUGGGGUUCCUCAAGAAAAGACUAUUACAAUGCGGAUACGAUAGAAACCGAGGCAGACGCCCUCGAAGAAGAAAACGAAGCAAAAAGACUCCAACAGAAACAUUUGAAGGCUAUGAAAGAAGCGGAUUUUGGCUUCGAUGAAAUUGGCUGGCUGGAAUCUGGCCAAGGGGCCGAAGAUGGCAAAGACGGCAAUGAUGGUGUUGUUACGGAAGUACUACCUCAAUUAGAGAUCACGGACGACAUGAGUUCCGAGGAAAAACUCAAACUGCUCAAAUCGAGGUAUCCGGAGUUCGAGCCUCUUGCAAAGGAUUUUGUCGACCUACAACCCGAGUACAAGAACAUUCUAGCAGAAGCCCAGAAAGCGGAAGAAGCCAUGACCGGUUCGGAGACGUCUGUUUCAGUACCAAUUCUCAAGUUUCGAGCACUUGCAUCCUACCUCGGGUCAAUCAGCAUGUACUUUACUCUUCUUACUUCCCCCGCAGAGGACGGUGAUGGGAAAUCAGUUGCUCUGUCGCCAGCAGAACUGCGAGAUCAUCCUAUCGUGGGGUCUUUGGUCAAAUGCAGGAAGCAGUGGGAAACUGUCAAGGAUUGGAGUAUUCCUGAAGCAUCAAAUAUCGAAGAAGACGUCGAGGCGGAAGUCUCGGGAGAAGACGUGGAUAUUGAACCAGUCGUGCAGCAAUCCUUGAAAGAUAAGAAAUCGAGCAAAGCAACCCGGAAAGAAAAGAAGACAAGCACAUCGCAGCAAGCAGCAGAGAAAGCGCGCGCUGAAGCCGAAGCCCGUCGUGCUGAGAAAAUCAAGAAAGCUGAAGCUAACUUGGCCGAUUUGGCGGACCUGGUCAAGACGUCGAGCAAAAAGUCCAAAUCAUUAUCGAAAACAACAGUCGCCCAAGCUCAAGAGGACGAUGAUUCCGAUCUCGGCGACGAAGGUGCUCUUACAACCCGCGAAGCUGAGGAAAAGGCCAGAAAGAAACGCUCUCUACGAUUCUAUACUUCUCAGAUUGCUCAGAAGGCCAACAAACGAAAUGCCGCCGGCCGAAAUGCUGGUGGUGAUGAAGAUUUGCCUUACAGAGAACGUCUCAAGGACCGCCAAGCACGUCUUAAUGCGGAAGCUGAAAGACGUGGUCGUGCCCAAGCCAACGAGGCUGAACAACUUGGCGGCGACUCUGAUGAGGAAGAUCACCGUCUCGCACGCGAAGUUCGUGGUGAUGCCGCUGGGACAGAUGACGAUGAGUACUACGACAUGGUCGCUGCUCGCAACAAACAGAAGAAAGCAGAGAAGAAGGCUCGCGCUGAACAAGCAGAGGCCGCUCAAAAGGAAGGCUACUACGAAGAAGUUGAAGAAAUCGGACCCGACGGUAAACGACGUAUUACUUACCAAAUUGAGAAGAAUAAGGGUUUGGCCGCCAAGCGGAACAAGGAUGUACGCAACCCGCGUGUCAAGAAGAGGAAGAAGUUUGAGCAGAAGAAGAAGAAACUUGCUAGUAUUCGUCAAGUGUACAAGGGAGGUGAAGGUCGUGGAGGUUACGGCGGUGAGCUUACGGGUAUCAAGAAGAAUCUUGUCAAGAGUGUUAAGCUAUGAUCAAAAAGCUCGUUUUCCAUAUAUUAUUUUGGCGUUUUAUGUAUGAUAUGGUCGGCAUCGGAUCCUGGAUACCAGUACAUAUUGCGUUUUUUCAUGGUUCAUAUCUCUACAAA